Messenger RNA from Mustela lutreola (European mink), 5011 nucleotides. RefSeq names its product ribonuclease P/MRP subunit p21 (gene RPP21). Gene Ontology annotation, cellular component: nucleolar ribonuclease P complex. Gene Ontology annotation, biological process: tRNA processing. Lineage: Eukaryota; Metazoa; Chordata; Mammalia; Carnivora; Mustelidae. The coding region runs from base 81 to 668 and encodes 195 amino acids. The transcript is spliced from 6 exons. The record is from RefSeq and is a predicted model, not a curated record.
CGUGCGCGGGCGCCUGAAGCGGGGCUAUCGGAAGGGCGGGACCUGCGGACAGUCGUGCGUGAGGCCCUCGCGCGGCGCAGAUGGCUGGGCCGGUUAAGGACCGCGAGGCCUUCCAAAGGCUCAGCUUCUUGUACCAGGCCGCCCACUGUGUCCUUGCACAGGACCCCAUGAACCAGGCGCUGGCGAGGUUUUAUUGUUACACGGAGAGGACCAUUGCAAAGCGGCUGGUCUUGCGGCGGGACCCCUCGGUGAAGAGGACCCUCUGUCGUGGCUGCUCUUCCCUCCUCAUCCCGGGCCUCACCUGCACCCAGCGCCAGAGACGCUGCAGGGGACAGCGCUGGACAGUACAGACUUGCCUAACAUGCCAACGCAGCCAGCGUUUCCUCAAUGAUCCUGAUCAUCUACUCUGGGGAGACCGGCCUGAGGCCCAGCUGGGGAGCCAGGCAGUAAUCUACACAGAACAUGGGACUCGAACUUACAACCCCAAGAUCAAGAGUCACAUGCUGCUCAGGUUGAGCAGGCCAGAGAUCACAAGUAGGAAGAGAGGAAGGCAGAGAGAGAGAGAGGAGGAAGCAGGCUCCCCGUGGAGCAGAGAGCUGGAUGUGCGGCUGGAUCCCAGGACCGUGGGAUCACGACUGGAGCCCAAGGCAGAGGAUUUAAACCACUGAGCCCCCCAGGAGCUCCUGGAGGCUACUAUUUUCAUUUUCAUCCUCUAAAGAUGUGAGGAAAGACUUUGGGGAACAAAAGCCACAUAGAAGGUGCCGAAUGGUUCAGUCAGUUAAGCAUCUGUCUUCAGUUCAAGUCAUGAUCCUGAUGAGGGAGCAGGAGGCUGGCUGAGGACAGAGCAGAAGCUGGCGCCUCACACCCCCCCUCUCCACCUGCUCCCCUGCAUAAUAUGUGUAGCAUUCCUCAGGCACCCCUGACUGCCAUAAAACAAUAAAUAGUUCACUUGCAGAGAUCACAAUCCUGCAGGACAGGAAUCUCCCUUGCUCUACAGAUGUCCUAGAGAUCUACAAACAGGGAGGUUACCUUAUCAAUAGCACAAAUUUCCAGAGGCAAAUAAUUCUCAGUUCCCGAAGCCCUAAUGUCUCCCUCCCCACCAUAAAUGGAACUGGAGGAAGCUGAGGUAGAAGGGAAUGUAAAUGAUAGCAGGAUCAUAACACCCCACCAAGAAUCUCCCAACUAUCUUUAUGUUAAUGGCUGGCCUAAAGAUGGCAUGGAUCAAGCCACAAGGGCAAGACCUCCUCCCAGCACCUUGUAGGCCCUCUUUAACAUAUGAAAACUCCGUUGAAACCUCCCUUCCCCUCACCUUCCCCCAACCACAAGGUAUAUAACCUGCUAUCCCUCACAACCUGUGGCAGCAUCUCUUCCUGCCCAAGGGUCCUGCCCCUAUGCUUUAAUAAACCACCAUUUUGCACCAAAGAUGUCUCAAGAAUUCUUUCUUGAUCAUCGGCUCCGGACCUCUGCCCACAGAACCUCACCAAGGUUCUAGAACUUCAUCAAUCCCAUGGUAUAGGGAUCGAAUCCUGCACUGGGUUCCCUGCUCAGUGGGAAGCCUGCUUCUUCCUCCCCCUGUCUCUGCCUGCCGCUGCCCCAGCUUGUGCUCUCUCUCUGUGUCAAAUAAAUAAGUAAAAUCUUUAAAAACAAACAACAACAAUAAACAAACAAACAAAAACAAACAGAGCAAACCAGAGCAGAUUACCUAGCCCAGUCCCCUGGCAAGGGCAGUACAAUUCUGCCUAGGGCAUAGACACUUGAGAAUCAGUGCAACAGUUCCCUCCCAAAAAGAUAAGACCCAGAAUAAUAUCCAGCCUAGACCAAGGUUAGAACUGCGAAACUCCAGCACUAAAACAAAACAAAACAACCUUCCAGCUUAGAGCUCCUGGGUGGCUCGGUGGAUUGAGCCUCUGCCUUUAGCUUAGGUCAUUAUCUCAGGGUCCUUGAAUCGAGCCCCGCAUCAGGCUCUCUGCUGAGAGGGGAGCCUGCUUCCCUCUCUCUCUGCCUGCUUCUCUACCUACUUGUAAUCUCUUUCUGUCAAAUAAAUAAAUAAAAUCUUUUAAAAACAAAACAAAACUCCUGCUCUAGGGGGAAUACAGCACAUAGAAUUCAUGGCUUUUUCCCCCAUGAUUCUUUAGUCUUUCAACUUUACUUUUUUUAUUUCCUUUUUCAAACAAUUUAUUUUUUUAACUCUUUUUAAAUUUUUUUAAGAUUUUAUUUAUUUAUUUGAGAGCGAGAGAAUGAGUGAGAGAGAGAACAAGCAAGGGGAAUGGCAGAGAAAGAGGGAGAAGCUGGUUCCCCCACAGCAGGGAGCCUGAUGCAGGGCUUGAUCCCAGGACUCUGAGAUCAUGACCUGAGCCAAAGGCAGACACUCAACCGACUGAGCCACCCAGAUGCACCUUAUCAACUCCUUUUUUAAAUCCUCUUUAAUUUUCAUUUUUACGUUAUGUUCUAUCCCUUCAUUGUAUAUAAUCUUAUUAUAAAUAUAUAUAUAUUUUUUUUUCUUUCUUUAUAAUUUUGGGAUGCAGUUUCUUCUAACAGACCAAAAUACCUCCAAAAUCUAGUGUAUGGUUCUGUUCUAUCAACCUGUCUGAUCAUAUUCAAUCUUUUAUUUCUUCUUUUUGUUUUUCUUCUUGCUUUAUUUUGUUAAAGUCUUUUAAAAUUUUCAUCUUUACGAUUACAUUCCAUCCUUUCAUUGUAUUUAAUUUUAUUUUUGUAUUUGUAACUUUUUCUUUCUUGUUUUUUAUUUUUUAACUUUUCUUUCUUUACAAUUUUGAGAUGUAGUUUCUUCUAACAAACUGACCAAAAUACACUUGGGAAAUAGUGUAUUGCUUAGUUUUUUUCACCUGUUUGUAUCCCUUCCUUUUCUGUUGUUGUGGCUUUUCUCUCAUUCAUUUUUUCUUUCUUUUAAUUUACAUUUUUAUAGUUACAUUCUAUCCUUUCAUUGUAUUUAAUUUUAUUUUUGUACAUAUAUAAGUUUUUCUUUCUUUAUAAUUUGGAAUCUAAUUUUCUAAAAAACAGACCAAAAUACAAACAGAAUCCAGUAUUUUGCUCUAUUCUGCUCACCUGUCUGAUUAUAUUCUCUUUUUCUUUCUCUCUCUCUUUUUUCACCCUGGUGUCAGGUCUCUACUGAUUUGUUUAGUGUAUAUUAAUCUGGAGUCAUUGUUGCCAUUUUAGUAUUUUGUUCUUUCAUUCAUCCAUUCUUCCCUGGACAGAAUGACAAGAUAGAAUACUCACCUUGAAAAAGAGAACAAGAGGAAGUACUGACUGCUAGGGACCUAAUCAGUAUGGGCAUAAGUAAGACAUCAGAACUAGACUUCAAAAUAAUGAUUAUAAAUAUAUUAGCUGGGCUUGAAAAAGCAAAGAUGCCCGAAAGUCCCUUUCCAGAGAAAUAAAAGAACUAAAAUGUAACCAAGUCGAAAUAAAAAAAGGCUAUUAAAGAGAGGCAAUAAAAAAUGGAGGCUCUAACUGCUAGGAUAAAUGAGGCAGAAGAAAAUUAGUGAUAUAGAAGAUCAAAUGAUAGAAAAUAAAGCAGCUUAGAAAAAGAUAAACAACUACUGGAUCACAAGGGGAGAAUUCCAGAGAUAAGUGAUACAAUAAAAGGAAACAAUAUUAGAAUAACUGGAUCCCAGAAGAAAAGAAGGGCGGUAAGGUAUAUUGGAGCAAAUUAUAGCAGAGAACUUCCAUAAUCUGGGAAAGGAAGCAGGCAUCAAAAUCUAGGAGGCACAGAGAACCCCCCCCUUAAAAUCAAUAAAAAUAGGUCAACACCCUGACACAUAAUACUGAAACUUAAGAAUCUUAGAGGCACAGAGAAAAUCCUGAAAGCAGCUCAGGACAAGAGGUCUGUAACCUACAAUACAAGGCUAGGAACAUUAGAUUAGCAAGAGAUCUAUCGACAGAGACCCAGCAGACCAGAAAGGACUGGUAGGAUAUAUUCAGGGUGCUAAACAAGAAAAAUAUGCAGCCAAGAAUAUUUUAUCCAGCUAGGAUGUCAUUCAAAAUAGAAGGGGUGAUAAAAAGUGGCCAGGACAAACAAAAAAUAAAAGAAUUUGUGAUUACCAAAUAAGCCCUACAAUAAAUAUUAAAAAGGGUCCUCUAAGCAAAGAGAGAGCCAAAAUAACACAGACCAGAAAGGAACAGAGACAAUAUACAGAAAGUCACUGUAAUUUACAGGCAAUAUGAUGGCACUGAAUUCAUAUCUUUCAACAGCUAUUCAGAUGUAUGGGAUAAAUACCCGAAUCAAAAGACACAGGGUAUCAGAUUGGAUAAAAAAGCAAGACCCAUCCAUAUGUUGUCUGCAAGAGACUCAUUUUAGACCCAAAGACACCUCCAGAUUUAAAGUGAGGGGGUAGACCAAUGUUCAUAGCAGCAGUGUCCACAAUAGCCAAGCUGUGGUAGGUCCAAGAUAUCUUUCAACAGAUGAAUGGAUAAAGAUGUGGUUCAUAUAUACGAUGGAAUAUUACUCAGCCAUCAGAAAGGAUGACCAUCUACUGUUUAUUUGCACUGACAUGGAUGGAAGUGGAGGGAAUUACACUAAGGGAAAUAAGCAGAGAAAGACAAUUAUCAUACAGUUUCACUCAUAUGUAGAAUAUAAGGAAUAGCACAGAGGACCACAGGGGAAGGGAGGGAAAACUGAAUGGGAAGAAAUCAGAGAGGGAGACACAUCAUGAGAGACUCUGGACUCUGAGAAACAAUCUAUGGAUUGCAGAAGGGAAGGGGGUAGGGAUGGUAUAACUGGGUAAUGGGCAUUAAGGAGGGCACAUGAUCUCAUGAGCCCUGCGUGUUUAUUUGUUUUUCAUUUAAUUUUAUUUUUUCAGGGGAACCUGGGUGGUUCAGUGGGUUAAAGCCUAUGCUUUCAGCUUGGGUCAUGAUCCCAGGGGCCUGGGACAGAGCCCCACACUGGGAUCUCUGCUCAGCAGGGAGCCUGCUUCCUCCUCUCUCUCUCUCUGCCUGCCUCUCUGCCUACUUGUGACUUUUGUCUGUCAAAUAAAUAAAUAAAAAUCUUUUUUAAAAA